AGUCGGUAGCGUCAUUCGUUUAUAUCAACCAGCUCGUUUGAUUCUUUCCUUUUAUUUGGCUUCUUCUGUCAAUCUUUUGUCUCUACGUCUGGAUGUCUCUAGUGUCGUUCCUGGCCAAGUUCAUGGGCAUGGACGAUAGGCUGAAAACCGCCAAUCGCUCGUUCACUCGAAGCGAUCGGAUCGGGAAGUCUAGAAGGUCACCAAGGAAGACACACGGUAGGCAUGUGAAGGCGAAGAAAAUGCAAGAGAAGGUGGAAAGUCAGUCACCGGCUACUCCCCUCACGAGCCCUAUAGUCACCAUGAUCGUGAGUCACGAACAACGUGUCUUCGUAGCUCAUGAGGAAAUACUAUGCCGCUCACCUUUAUUCCGGUCUCUACUCCAAGACGGGUUCGUCGGGGACAGCACGAAUAAGGCAGUGGCUCUGCCAGAUGAAGAGCCAGAAGUUUUAUCCUGCGUUCUCGAAUUCUUGUACAAGGGGGAUUAUUUCCCGCGCCUGCUCCGUAACAAGGACACCAAUUCAUGGGAACUCGAGAAUAGCCAGAAUGUCACCACCCACCCCGGUGGCCGCGGGUCGAGCGAAGCGACUAUGUUUCACUCCGCUGUAGGCGACAUCGUCCUCAGGGACACAGUUGUGUACUGCGCAGCCGAGAAGUAUGGACUGGAGGGGCUCAAAAGCCUUGCUAUACGCAAGCAGGGACUUCAGAGCGGAAUCCCCAUCGAUGUGAUUUUAAGAUCCGCUCGGUAUGCUUACGACAACACGCCAGACUCGGAGUAUCGACUGCGCUCUCAUUACUUGGCUAUGAUCAUUCGGACCCGACAGAUUUUCAAGACCAGUGGAACCAUGCAGUAUGAGAUGGAGAUGGGUCAUAAGUUCUUUUUCGAUCUGUUCGUUGCUAUGUGUAAUCACAUGGAUGAUCUUGAGGAGAUUGGUAACGAUGAAUCACCUAAGAUGACCCAAUGAUUGCACAGCAAGCACGACAAUAUGUACGGAAAAUCAUUUAAAAAAAGUCCGAUCUUCUUGUUAAAGAGCCGAACGAGACUGCUUGAGCUCAGAUCAUCCUUGAGCUGAGUCUUUAUAGUGCUUUUGCAAGCCUUUGAUUUUAAUCAUGCCUCUCUUGAAAUACGCGACUUUGUCUGUCCCAGUUUGUUUAGUAUCUAGGAUGCAUGGUUGAUGUCGGAAAGUAGAAUGAUCUA
Aspergillus pseudotamarii is the source of this 1195-nucleotide messenger RNA. RefSeq lists its product as uncharacterized. The transcript is spliced from 5 exons. Gene Ontology annotation, molecular function: protein binding. The record is from RefSeq and is a predicted model, not a curated record. The coding region runs from base 93 to 962 and encodes 289 amino acids. NCBI's taxonomy places the organism in Eukaryota, Fungi, Ascomycota, Eurotiomycetes, Eurotiales, Aspergillaceae.